AAAAUCUGUCCACCCUCUCCAGAUCUUCCACACUUAUGGCAAUGUUUAGCAGUGGUGAAUGGCUCUGGAAUGACUCUGAGCAUUCAUUCACCCCUGGGGGAAACUACAGCCCAGCGUCAGGCGUUGAAGAAGCGAAGAGGAAUUAUUAUGCCAUGCUCUAUUCCCUGCUCAUCCUGGCUAUCGUGUUUGGGAAUGUUCUGGUUUGCAUUGCUGUGCUUCGAGAGAGAGCUCUUCAGACCACCACCAACUACCUGGUGGUCAGUCUGGCAGUGGCUGAUCUGUUGGUCGCCUCACUGGUCAUGCCUUGGGCAGUUUAUUUGGAAGUGGUCGGCGGAGCUUGGCUUUUCAGUCGCCUGUACUGCAAUGUCUUUGUGACCCUGGAUGUGAUGAUGUGCACCGCAAGCAUACUUAACCUGUGUGCCAUCAGUAUCGACAGGUAUACAGCUGUGGUGAUGCCCGUGUUAUACAACACCACCCACAGCUCCCGCAAAAGGGUUUCAGUCAUGAUUGCCACGGUUUGGGUCCUCGCCUUUGCCGUCUCCUGCCCUCUACUGUUUGGAUUCAACACUACAGAUGACCCUGCGGUGUGCUCAAUUUCGAACCCUGAUUUUGUUAUCUACUCCUCCGUGGUGUCGUUUUACUUGCCGUUUGCAGUGACCCUUCUGGUCUAUGUGCGCAUUUACAUCUUUCUCAGAAGGAGGAGGAAGAAAAUCACCUUCCGCCAAGGCAGUGGCAAAGUUCAGCCAGCAUCCGCUCCACCAUCAGUGGAGAUGUGUUUACAAGACGACGCACACAAAGAGAAAAGAGACCUUUCCCCCAUCAGGAUCAAUGUGAUAACUGAAAGCAAGGAGCAGGUGAUCCGUCCGCGGCUCCUAGCCAACUGUCUGAGGCGCAAACGGCCUCAAACAGCACCUGCCGAGAACUCGUUGCUGCCUCCGGUGAUCACGCUGAAUUACUGCAGCAUCAGCCAAGCGUCUUUUGCUCGCACUGAACAAGAUGCAAACCGCGAGGAAGAGGAGGGUGGGGAUGAGGAGCAGGUGGCGGUGAGGAGCUGUGAGGUGAAGAAGUUGGCAAACGGACGCACACACACAAGCCUGCGGCCACCCCGGGCCGCACACGCCAUGGUUUGCCCCAGUCAGGCACGCUGCAGAAGUAUGCACUCCAAGGAGAAGAAAGCCACGCAGAUGUUGGCCAUCGUUCUGGGUGUUUUUCUUAUUUGCUGGCUGCCUUUCUUUGUGACCCACAUCCUCAACACUCAUUGCAGAGCUUGUCACAUUCCUCCUGAGGUCUACAGCGCCUUCACUUGGCUCGGCUACGUCAACAGCGCUCUCAAUCCCGUCAUCUACACCACGUUCAACAUCGAGUUUCGCAGAGCCUUCAUUAAAAUCCUGAGCUGCUAA
This is a messenger RNA of Danio rerio (zebrafish), 1400 nucleotides long. RefSeq names its product dopamine receptor D3 (gene drd3). Lineage: Eukaryota; Metazoa; Chordata; Actinopteri; Cypriniformes; Danionidae. Gene Ontology annotation, cellular component: plasma membrane; synapse; membrane. Gene Ontology annotation, biological process: signal transduction; behavioral response to cocaine; adenylate cyclase-inhibiting adrenergic receptor signaling pathway. The record is from RefSeq and is marked provisional. Gene Ontology annotation, molecular function: alpha2-adrenergic receptor activity; G protein-coupled receptor activity; dopamine neurotransmitter receptor activity, coupled via Gi/Go.